Rhodamnia argentea is the source of this 570-nucleotide messenger RNA. RefSeq lists its product as uncharacterized. The coding region runs from base 1 to 570 and encodes 189 amino acids. The record is from RefSeq and is a predicted model, not a curated record. The transcript is spliced from 3 exons. NCBI's taxonomy places the organism in Eukaryota, Viridiplantae, Streptophyta, Magnoliopsida, Myrtales, Myrtaceae.
AUGGUGGAAGACCUUGUGGACGGGGCAAGGAGGUUCGGAGAUGGGUUGAAACCGGAGCUGAAAGAUCAUCUAGUGCCGUUGAACCCGAAAGAUUACAAUGAGCUAUAUGAAAGGGCUCAGCUGAUAGAGAGAAAUAUAACCGAAAGGGCCGCUGUAUUUGGAUCGCGAUUUGUGCCAUCUAACAGAAAUAAAUAUAGGUUUGGCAAGAGGCCAAUGUUGGGAGGAAAGCCGACCAUCCCACCUAACCGGAGGAAUACUGUGGGAAAAGCGGCGCCCAACCUCAAUGAUAGGGAGGUCGAGUUUGUGAUUGAGAUAAUCCCCGGAGCAGAGCCUAUUUCUAAAGCUCCGUAUAGGAUGUCGUUAUCGGAAUUGAAUGAGCUAAAGGUGCAGCUGCAGGAAUUGUUGGAUAAGGGUUUUAUCCGCCCUAGUGCGUCACCAUGGGGAGCACCUAUGUUGUUUGUUAGGAAAAAGGAUGGGUCGUUACGCCUGUGCAUAGACUACAAACAACUUAACCAGGUGUUCAAGGAGUAUUUGGAUAGAUUCGUCACAAUAGUUAUUGACGAUAUCUAA